AUGGGUAUGAUAGAAACAGCAGGAAUCCUUGGCACUAGAGCUGAGUUAAUGAAAGAUGAUGAACUGCCCGAAUCCACAAGAAUUUGCACCGGAAUAUCAGCAAUGGAGCCCACCAAGCGAACUGUACGCACAGCAGGGGGAACCAGAAACAACUGCUUUAAAAAUUGCCAGACAGACCUGCUCAGUGAUUUCAGUGGUGUCGGACUCCUCUGGCUCUUCCUCGUCAGGACAGAAACCCCAGAAAGCCUCAACAGUGUGAAGGACCUCAGGAGCACACUGAUGAUCCUUGCUCCAUUUGGCAUUGCAUUUGUAACACAGACCCAAUGCCCGGCGAUAGGAUUUGAUCGCUGCCAGCUUGGAAUCAGUGGACGGAGCCGUUGCUGCAGGAGGCUUCUCAGCACAGGGCAAAGCCGGCGACGGCGAUGGCAACGGGCUGCAACCAAUUGCUUAGAAGAUGACCAAUCACCAGCUCUUGAUGAACGGGCCAGCGGCGCCGGGUUCGCCUCUUCCUGUAACAUAGCAAGAGUGCAGGCAGUAUCCAAAUUGGGAGGCCACAAUACAAGUACGAUAGCCUUGAUAUCAGGACGAAGACCAUCGAUAAAUCUCAUAGUGAAGUACAUGGGAUUUGUAUUAGAGGAAUAA
Messenger RNA from Miscanthus lutarioriparius, 642 nucleotides. NCBI's taxonomy places the organism in Eukaryota, Viridiplantae, Streptophyta, Magnoliopsida, Poales, Poaceae. The record is from the annotation of a GenBank genome assembly.